Messenger RNA from Protobothrops mucrosquamatus (brown spotted pit viper), 882 nucleotides. RefSeq names its product ubiquitin conjugating enzyme E2 H (gene UBE2H). Lineage: Eukaryota; Metazoa; Chordata; Lepidosauria; Squamata; Viperidae. Gene Ontology annotation, molecular function: ubiquitin conjugating enzyme activity. Gene Ontology annotation, cellular component: nucleus. The record is from RefSeq and is a predicted model, not a curated record. Gene Ontology annotation, biological process: protein polyubiquitination; ubiquitin-dependent protein catabolic process.
AUGGGGAUGCGGCCACGGCCUUUGGAAAUUCGGGCGUUAGGAAAAGCUAGCGAGUUUGACGGGAAACCGAGUAUUGAGAGCAAACACGAAGUCACAAUCCUAGGAGGACUCAACGAAUUUGUAGUGAAGUUUUAUGGACCACAAGGAACACCGUACGAAGGUGGGGUGUGGAAAGUUCGAGUGGACCUUCCCGACAAAUACCCUUUCAAAUCCCCAUCUAUAGGAUUCAUGAAUAAAAUUUUUCAUCCCAACAUUGACGAAGCAUUUCUUAAUUCGUCUGCGCAUCCAAUUUUCCUUGACUCCGACGCCUUCAGUAUUGAGAGCAAACACGAAGUCACAAUCCUAGGAGGACUCAACGAAUUUGUAGUGAAGUUUUAUGGACCACAAGGAACACCGUACGAAGGUGGGGUGUGGAAAGUUCGAGUGGACCUUCCCGACAAAUACCCUUUCAAAUCCCCAUCUAUAGGAUUCAUGAAUAAAAUUUUUCAUCCCAACAUUGACGAAGCGUCAGGAACCGUAUGUCUAGAUGUAAUUAAUCAGACUUGGACAGCUCUCUACGAUCUUACCAAUAUAUUUGAGUCGUUCCUGCCCCAGUUGCUGGCCUAUCCCAACCCCAUAGACCCCCUUAAUGGUGACGCCGCAGCCAUGUACCUUCACCGACCAGAAGAAUACAAGCAGAAAAUUAAAGAAUACAUUCAGAAAUAUGCAACAGAGGAGGCCCUGAAAGAGCAGGAAGAAGGGACCGGCGACAGCUCUUCGGAAAGUUCCAUGUCUGACUUUUCCGAGGACGAGGCCCAAGAUAUGGAAUUGUAGUAGAAGCAGCGUCCUGCUUUUCGGAGAGACUUGACUUCCUGACCAUGCGCUGAGAAGCAGACUAUAAUA